Molecule: messenger RNA, 4051 nt
Organism: Meleagris gallopavo (turkey)
Lineage: Eukaryota; Metazoa; Chordata; Aves; Galliformes; Phasianidae
Source: RefSeq, a predicted model, not a curated record
AUGGCCCUGGGGAGCGGCACCUGCGGGCCCUGGGGGGUCCCCGUGCGUGGAGGAACAAAAGCGAAGCGCACGACGGUGCGUGGAGAUGAGACCCGUUUGGCCACGAGCACGGCCUCGUAUCCGUUAAACCCACCUGUGCGAGAUUCCCAGCUUAGAGCAGUGCUCCAGACUCCUGGGACAGCUGGCUCCCGAGGUGAGCGGCGUGCCUUUGUGUUGGGCAGCAGCGGCCUCACCUGCAGAAACCCACCCGUGCAUGAUUGGCAGGUGGAUUUGGUUUUGCUUUUUCAGAGAAACUUGGUAAAAGUGAAGUACCAGGGUUGUGUAUUUCUGGGACUGUUGCUCCUGGAAGGUGUCGGUACCACUUUCAGUAUAGGAAAGACUGAAGACCACAUAGCUUCAGAACCCAGGAUUAAAAAACUGGAACCAGUACUUUUGCCAGGUGAAAUUGUGGUAAAUGAAGUCAAUUUCGUGAGAAAAUGCAUCGCAACGGAUACAAGUCAGUAUGACCUGUGGGGCAAACUGGUUUGCACUAACUUCAAGAUUUCCUUUAUUACGGAUGACCCAAUGCCACUACAGAAAUUCCAUUACAAAAACCUUCUUCUUGGUGAACAUGAUGUUCCUCUGACAUGCAUUGAGCAGAUUGUCACAGUGAAUGAUACCAAGAGGAAACAGAAAGUCCUUGGUCCCAACCAGAAACUUAAAUUUAAUCCAACUGAAUUAAUCAUUUAUUGCAAAGAUUUUCGUAUUGUCAGAUUUCGUUUUGAUGAAGCAGGUCCUGAAAGUGCAAAAAAGGUGUGCCUUGCAAUAGCUCAUUAUUCUCAGCCAACGGAUCUCCAGCUUCUCUUUGCAUUUGAGUAUGUUGGGGAAAUAUAUCAUAACCCAGCAAAGAAGGUGAAUGGAGUAGACCCAGGAGGCGGUGGAGGCAGCGGUGGUGGCAUCAGCAGUGCCAGUGGUCUGCAGACACCUUUGUUUGAAACUUACUCUGAUUGGGAUAGAGAAAUCAAAAGGACGGGUGCAUCAGAGUGGAGAGUUUGUUCAGUCAAUGAAGGUUACAUGAUAUCUACUUGCCUUCCAGAAUAUUUUGUGGUCCCUUCUUCCUUAGCAGAUCAAGACCUUAAGCUCUACUCCCACUCUUUUAUUGGGAGACGAAUGCCAUUAUGGUCCUGGAAUCAUCCCAAUGGGAGUGCCCUUGUAAGAAUGGCCCACAUUAAGGAUGUGCUGCAACAAAGAAGAAUUGAUCAAAGGAUUUGUAAUGCAAUAACUCGAAGCCAUCCCCUGAGAAGUGACAUCUACAAAUCUGAUCUGGACAAGUGUCUCCCCAACAUCCAGGAAAUCCAGGCUGCGCAUGUCAAACUCAAACAGCUGUGUGUUAACGAGCCCUUCGAAGAAACAGAAGAGAAGUGGCUGUCCUCACUGGAAAAUACUCGCUGGCUAGAGUAUAUCAGAUCAUUUCUUAAGCAUUCUGCUGAGCUUGUAUAUAUGAUGGAGUGUAAGCAUGUUUCUGUAGUUCUACAAGAGGAAGAGGGACGGGACCUGAGCUGCCUUGCUGCUUCUCUCGUUCAAGUCAUGCUGGAUCCCUAUUUUCGAACGAUUGUUGGAUUUCAAAGCUUGAUACAGAAGGAAUGGGUCAUGGCAGGAUAUCAGUUUUUAGAUAGGUGUAACCACUUAAAGAGAUCUGACAAAGAGUCCCCUUUGUUCUUGAUGUUUCUCGACUGUGUUUGGCAGCUGCUAGAACAGUACCCAGCAGCCUUUGAGUUUUCUGAAAUGUACUUGACGAUACUGUACGACAGUGCACGUAUCUCACUGUUUGGCACUUUCCUUUUCAACUGUCCUCAUCAACGAGUAAAGGAAAGCACUGAAUUCGCUAUAAGCAAAAAUAUUCAGCUGGGUGAUGAGAAGGGCCUCAGAUUUCCUUGUGUUUGGGACUGGUCUCUUCAGUUUACAAGCAGGGAUCGCCUGCUCUUUCACAACCCUUUGUACAUUGGGAAAAGCGCACCGUGUGUACAGAACGGAGCAGUGAAAACUUUCAAGCGCUCAAAGAAAAACUACAGCUCGACAUUGCGAGGUGUCCCCCCAGCAUUAAAAAACGGAAUCAUCAGUGAGCAGGAGUUCCUUCCAAGAAGAAACUCUCUGAUACUGAAACUGAAACCAGACCUCUUACAGCAAACAGAGAGUCAGAGUAACAAUAUGGAACAGUACUUCAGAGACUGGUUUGCAAAGCCUGUUGAUUUGCACGGCGUAAUUCUGCCCCACAUCUCUGGAACACAAAUAAAACUCUGGAAACUCUGCUACUUCCGCUGGGUUCCCGAGGCCCAGAUUAAUCAUGGCGGCUUCAUUGCUGCUUUCCAUAAAGUCUCUUUGCUGGCAGAUGAAGUAGACAUGUUAAACCGGAACCUUCGACAGUGCAAAAGCAACUCUCCUUUGCAAGGUAACUGCUCAGAACUGGAUCAAGGCAGGAUGUACUUCAGAGCAAAUGGUUUAAACGACACCUCUGGGGCCCCAGACUUUCUCUCCUCCUCAUUCCCAUUUUCACCUGUAGGGAACCUAUGCAGACGGAGCAUUCUGGGAACGCCUUUAAGCAAGUUCUUAAGUGGUGCCAAAAUCUGGCUAUCCACUGAGACACUUGCAAACGAAGACUAAGAUGAUGUGAUGGCCUACAGGUCCAGGGAGGCUACAGCAUAUCGUUUUGUCUUUUCUAAUUUAACACUGCUAAAGGCAGCCUUGAAAGCUGUAAUAAUUUUUAUAUACAAACAUUACGUAAGUUUUGCACAAAUAUUUAAAAGCAAAGCGAGUCAGGCUUCAAAUCGCACAAUUUUGUCUUCAGUAGUUCUCAACCAUGUCUUGUCUGGUUUCUGGUCCCUACUUCUUUCCGUGUCUGGGGGGUUUGACUCUAUAUGAGAUGGAGCAUUUCUAAUGAAUGCCGAUGCUAAUUGAAAGGUUUGGUGUGGUUGUUAAUGAGGGUUGUUUGAAAUACCUGUUUUCCCAGAUAGUUUGUGUUCACUCAGUGAUAACUGAACUCUGAGCACAAACUCUUCUCUCAGAUUUGCUUUCCAGGCAGAAAACAGAUACUGAUGUCCUGUGACUGGAUCCAGCCUUCAUAUGUGUUAAUGUAGUGUGCAUCCAUGGAGGAGGUGUUCCUUUUCCUUUCUCCCCAAAAUGCAUCCAUUAGCAAUCAGAUUUUUGCUCUUUGUCAUGAGCUUGCCUUUAGGCUAUAGGAAUCAACUUCAGGACAAUGCACUGUUAACCUUAAACCAUUUACUGUACAUAGAUAAUGUAGUAGCUUUAGAAGUGCCUUUAAUCAGGAGGAAAAAGUAGCAGGAUUUACUCUAAUGCAGCUACCUGCCUUCCCCCCCCUUUUUUUUUUUUUUAACAGCAGAUUGUUAAGGUAAGUUCUGGUUCCUUCCUCUGCCUUCCCCUUUCCUUUUGUGGAAAUAAGAGAAGGCUAUAGCUCAGGAGACAACAGGUUGUUCCUCUCAAAGGUUAAGCUCAUUUUUUUUAAGUCUCAUGAGAGCCUCUUUUUUUUGAUUUCAGCACCUCAGCUAUUCAGUGCUAUUAGGCACAGAUCCCUCUCAUACCCAGUUCCAGGCUGCAACACACUUCAACCCUAGCACGUUCUGGAACAGAGGCUGGGCUGUGAGAGGCCGCAUCUGUGAGAGGUGCUCAUGCUCCAUGUGAGCAGGGCUGGGAGAACAGUGAUCAGCAGUGCCUUCUUUUUUACCUACUAGUAGCCCACGGGGACAAUGCAGUGGACAAGCACAGCUCUUAAACCUUUUCCUUGUCACUCUGCUGGAUGCUGCGUGAGACAAACAAGAGAGGGUGAAGUAUAUGGGGGCAGGAGGGCAGUAGAGUGCAUCAUCAUCCCAAGUGAAGGCAUGGGUGGAGGACAAGAGAAUACUUCUGUGGAGUAUGUUCUCUUAUUAGUGAGUCUCUUAUAGUACCUGAUCUCUGUAAAAUGCAGAAGCUAUUAAAGCAGUGCUGAGCCUUACUGACCAGGUAAGGCUCUGACUGCCUUGUAAUCAAGCUGUUCCCAGUUACUAGGAAAAAAAAAAAA